Messenger RNA from Desarmillaria tabescens, 707 nucleotides. RefSeq lists its product as uncharacterized. The transcript has 6 exons. Lineage: Eukaryota; Fungi; Basidiomycota; Agaricomycetes; Agaricales; Physalacriaceae. Bases 342 to 707 code for a protein of 121 amino acids. The record is from RefSeq and is a predicted model, not a curated record.
AUUACGGUGAACAUAAUACAAGUACAGCGGUUUACACAAGUGACCUCAAAUUUAUACUGUAUGUUCUCGCUCCUGCUCCUCCCUCUUUGCCACCAAUCACUUUCCAUAGUUACUCUUAGGAGGGGACCUAGAUAUUUCAGUCUUUUCAGCCUUGAAAAGACCUCUAGGAAAAGGAAUGUCACCUCAAUUUGGCGCCUGACCUGCUCAUCCACGAUGCUCCGGAGUCCGGACACUAUUAAAGAGUGACAUCGCAUGGGGAAGGGCACAACCCAUCGGCCUGAACAAUUCCCUAAGAUGCUAUGGAGUGAAUCCCAAGGAGAGAGCCAUUAUCAAACUCACCGAUGCUUGACUUGAGUGCCCUUCAACACGACCACUUCCUCCUCCAACUCUGCAAUACACGAGAGGAUCUGGGCAGGCUGGAAAUUUGCGAUUCUUGGAGAGGUGAGGAAAUUACGUUGGAGUUCCGAGCUCGGAAGAAGGAGUCCGCAUCGGAGAAGAAUAGGCCUAGAGGUCUCCACGACGAGAAGGAAAAUGAGGUGUGGCUGAACAGUGAAAAUUCAGUAGAGCAUCCGAAGGACCGGUUAAAUAAAGCUAGGCAACCCUCCACACACAAAACGGGAACGGCGACGGACCAGGCGAUGAAGCUAGCAUGGGCAAAGAUACAGAGGAAGGUGAUGAAGACCGUGAUAGCGAGAGCCUUUCCAUAG